Molecule: messenger RNA, 3258 nt
Organism: Plasmodium inui San Antonio 1
Lineage: Eukaryota; Apicomplexa; Aconoidasida; Haemosporida; Plasmodiidae
Exons: 2
Coding region: 1-3258 (1085 amino acids)
Biological process (GO): microtubule-based movement
Molecular function (GO): microtubule motor activity; microtubule binding; ATP binding
Source: RefSeq, a predicted model, not a curated record
AUGCAGCAGAAGAGGCAAUCCAUGGUGAAAAACAAGAGCGAGAUAUACCCACAGAAGAGCCUGAACCUGGGGCAGAAGUCAAAAAGCAGAGGAAAAAAUAUGAACGGAAAAAUCAAAGUGGUGGUAAGGAAAAGACCCAUCAGUGAGUUGGAAAAAAAAAGGAAAGACAAUGACAUCAUAACGGUAAAGGAUAACUCCACCAUCUAUAUAGACGAGCCAAGAUACAAAGUGGACCUCACCAAAUAUGUGGAGAGACACGAAUUCAUAGUAGACAAGGUCUUUGACGAAACGGUAGACAAUUUUACCGUCUACAUAAAUACAAUAAAGCCGCUAAUUGUGGACAUCUUCGAAAGUAACUGUGUCUGUUCCUGUUUUGCGUAUGGACAAACAGGGAGUGGAAAAACGUACACCAUGUUAGGGUCUCAGCCAUAUGGACAAAGCGAAACGCCAGGGAUUUUCCAAUACGCAGCAGAAGAUAUCUUCAGUUUUUUAAGUCUCUACGAUAACGAUAACAGCAAAGGAAUUUUCAUCUCCUUUUACGAAAUUUACUGUGGGAAACUAUACGAUUUGCUACAGAAAAGAAAAAUGGUUGCCGCUUUGGAAAACGGGAAGAAAGAAGUGGUGGUAAAAGACCUAAAAAUUUUAAGAGUAUACUCCAAGGAGGAGUUAAUUUCGAAGAUGAUUGAUGGAGUCAUGUUACGAAAGAUAGGAGUUAACUCUCAAAAUGAUGAGUCGUCUAGAUCCCAUGCUAUCCUGAACAUUGAUUUGAAAGAUAUACAUAAGAAUGUCUCUUUGGGAAAAAUUGCCUUUAUAGACUUGGCAGGGAGCGAAAGGGGUGCUGAUACCGUUGCUCAGAAUAAACAGACACAAACAGACGGAGCUAAUAUUAAUCGAUCGUUGUUAGCUCUGAAGGAAUGCAUCAGGGCUAUGGACUCAGACAAACAUCACAUUCCAUUCAGAGAUUCAGAGCUAACUAAAGUGUUGAGAGAUAUAUUUGUUGGCAAAUCUAAGAGCAUCAUGAUUGCAAAUAUUUCCCCCACCAUUAGUUGCUGCGAGCAGACGCUGAAUACACUAAGGUACUCUUCGCGCGUCAAAAAUUUUAAGCAUAAAAUGAAUGCGACGGAAGAGGAAGACCCCAAUAGCGAGAAGAUUAGCAUCCUGGAGUCGAGAAGCGGCGAGAUGAAUACCUCCGGAGCGGAGGGCGCGGAUAUGAAAUCGAAUUCGCUCAUGCAGAGCGGCAGGGUGAACAUGAAGUCGAACGAGGUGAGGGACCAGCACGGAGGGGGCUGCGGUGGCAGCAGUGGUAGCGGUAUCGUAAGUGGCAUGGUCAGUGGCCUGGUGAACUCUUCCCGAACGGGAAAACACCUCGUGAAAAAUCAGGACGGCGUGACCAUCAACCAGACCAAGUACAACUCAGUCAACGAUAUGGAUAAGCUAGCGCAAAAGAAGAAGAAGAAAAAGAGCCUCUUAAAUUUCAAAAGCAAUAACACAAAUUAUGACAGUGUCUCGAGGAAGCAGAAUUUCAUCCAGGAAAGUUACACCUUCUCGGACACCUCGGAUUUCUCCUCCUUGGAUGAGAUGAAUUGUAACCUGAACAAGAAUGACAAGAAUAUGUUUCUGGCGUGCAGGAAGAACGCGAAACAGGGCGUCAUCAAGAACAGGAGCAGCUGCGACGGCGUGUCCAGCAAAGCGAAGAAGGCCGAUGUGCAAUUGCUCCGGCACAGCGUUGGCAGCAAGUUGACCAACUUCUCGAACGAACGGGAACGCCUGAAGGAGAGGGCCUUCUUCCGUGGUAAUGGCAUCUCCGCCAGCGGAAACGCGGCAAGAACGAAUCAUGGUGUUGGCGGGGGUAACGCGGUCAUUGGUAGCGCAGUCGGUAAUGGCGCAGUCGGUAGUAAUGUAAUCGUAAACAAUGCCAGCCACGUGCACAUCCGGCACACCAACGAAAGGGGGAAGAACAGAGAAAGCGACAACAUAUUUUACGAUGCCGUCUCGAACACGUCGGAGAGCGCGAAAAACACACUUAACGUGAAAGCGAAGAACCAAGCAGGCCAGCACGCAAACAACCCCGCUGCAGGAAUUGGCCACAAGAUGAGUUACAAUUACAUCCAACCUGACAGCAGCAACUCCUUCGUCGGCAUAAAGGAGAGAGAAACGAAAGGCACCAGCCUUUUUAUCAAUUGUGACACAGAAAGUACCAUCUGCGUGGAGAAGGAAAACCCAGACCCCACAGGAAACCUUUCAAGAGUGCAUCUAAACACAAAAGCAACUUCGUUUGAAAAAUUGCCAAACGAUGUGAACUGUGCUCCAGGGGAACCUCCACUUGAUAGUGGUAAUGGGGAAUACUGCGACAGGGCGAUCCUCGGUGUGCACGCCAAUGGGUUGUCUACGGUGCAUGCGGAUGUCGGUCUCCCCAACAAAGGCAACCCAGUGCAGAACACCUCCAGGGAAUUCUUUCCUCCCAGUCAAACUUACAGCCAAAAUUACACCCAAAACAGUUUUAACCAACAUAGCGGGAACAGCCCAAUCGAAGUGAUCGACAUUAACGACGUGCGCCAUGAAGAGUGCCACAAAAUGGGAGCUCCCGAGACAGGAAAUUUUAGUAGCCAAAACGUGGAACAGAGUGAAUUCCCCCUUGGAGAUCACGCAAAACAGUUUCAGAAAAAUCUGAACAACAUGGUAGACAAUUGCCUGAACACACUAAAUAUAGCCAACCUGUGCGAAGACACACAGAACAUACUGAAUAACAUUUUGCUCUCAAAAUACACAGCAGAUAAAGAAAUGUUAAUAAAAAAAUACAUCAACGAGGAUGUAAGUGGCAUGAGCUUGGAAACGUUAGACAAGUAUGCUCAGCUGAUAUAUGAGAAGAGAAAGACGAUUCUCAGUAACCUCCUUUUAUUGUUCAAAAAGAAUGUCGAUUUACAGACAGACAAUGAGACGAGUGACUUAAAGAAGGAUCUGGUUAUGUGUCAUAUUUGUAGUAACAAUCCAGAUGAUCAGUUUCAUUUUUAUGCCUACAGUAGAUUAGAAAAGGACAUGAUAAAUUUAAUAACGCUACGGCAGCUGUGGUGCGAGAGUGAAAACUUGAGACAACUGCAUCAGUACCUGAUGGUUGAAUAUCAGAACAAGUCUGCCAAUUUAAUCACCUUUAAUGUUUUCCCGGGUAAAAUUAGCCCCAGCUCAUUGAGCAAGAAGUAUGUGGAGGAUGCCAAGGGGCAGUCGGACGCCGCGAGGUCAGCUGUGGGUCCUCUGCAGUAG